Panicum hallii is the source of this 1840-nucleotide messenger RNA. Its product is annotated as PTI1-like tyrosine-protein kinase 1. Gene Ontology annotation, biological process: protein phosphorylation. The transcript is spliced from 8 exons. Bases 186 to 1292 code for a protein of 368 amino acids. The record is from RefSeq and is a predicted model, not a curated record. Lineage: Eukaryota; Viridiplantae; Streptophyta; Magnoliopsida; Poales; Poaceae. Gene Ontology annotation, molecular function: ATP binding; protein tyrosine kinase activity.
CGCAGAAAACUUCUUCAAAAAGGACAGAGGGCGAGGGGAAAAAAAAGGGAACGCGCUAUAAAAUGCGGCCACCGCCCUCCGCCUCCCACCUCUCUCUCGCGUUCGAGGCGAAGCCGACGACGAGCUCAGCAGCGCCGGCUGGCCCCUUCCUCGAGAAUAGGUGUAAAUUAGAGUAAAAGAUAGUGAUGUGGCGUCGCUGGAUUUGCUGCAAUUGCCAAGUGGAUAAAUCCGAUCAACGUGAAAAUGGGCAUAUCAAGGCCACAACCGAUAAUGCUGACAGGAUGACAAAGGGGCUCAAAGAUUCUGCUACUGGAAAAGUCGAGCCACAAAAGGCUGCUCCCCCUAUCAAUAUUCCUGUUCUAUCCUUGGAUGAACUGAUAGAAAAAACUGAUGACUUUGGGUCAACAGCUUUGAUAGGUGAAGGUUCUUAUGGGAGAGUGUACUAUGCCGUCCUUGAUAAUGGAACAAAAAUGGCAGUGAAAAAACUUGAUUCUACUGAAAAUGAAGCCACCAAUGAAUUCUUGACCCAGGUUUCAUUGGUUUCGAGGCUGAAGCAUGAAAACUUCGUAGAUAUGUUGGGUUAUUGUACAGAACGUAAUCUUCGCAUUGUAGCCUUUGAAUUUGCCACCAUGGGUUCUCUGCAUGAUGUUCUACAUGGAAGAAAAGGAGUUCAAGGUGCUCAACCUGGCCCAGCACUUGAUUGGAUGCAGCGAGUGAAAAUUGCUGUUGAUGCUGCCAAAGGACUUGAAUAUCUGCAUGAGAAAGUUCAGCCUUCGAUUGUCCAUAGGGAUAUUAGAUCAAGUAACAUCCUCUUAUUUGAGGACUUCAAGGCAAAGAUAGCAGACUUCAAUCUCUCAAAUCAGGCUCCAGAUAUGGCUGCCCGGUUGCAUUCUACUCGUGUGCUGGGAACCUUUGGAUAUCACGCACCAGAGUAUGCAAUGACUGGUCAGCUAACCCAGAAAAGUGAUGUAUAUAGCUUUGGAGUAGUUCUCUUGGAGGUUUUGACAGGUAGAAAGCCAGUGGACCAUACAAUGCCUAGAGGGCAGCAGAGCCUCGUAACCUGGGCUACACCGAGAUUAACUGAAGACAAGGUGCAGCAGUGUGUAGAUCCUCGGUUGAUGGGUGAAUAUCCAGCAAAAGGAGUCGCAAAGCUCGCUGCUGUAGCAGCUUUGUGUGUGCAAUACGAAGCUGAGUUCCGCCCAAAUAUGAGCAUUGUGGUCAAGGCUUUAUCUGCGCUGCUCGUAAGUAAGCAGACUCAAACACCUGCACCACCACUUGCCGUUGACAGUUGAUGCAUAGAAUUAACCGAAGUAAGUUCUUUUUCCUUGGAUAUCUUAUCACAUAUAUGGGCCAGGAAGUUAUAUUUGAUGAGUUGCAGUCGUGCAGAAUGCCUGGAACACACUGAUUUGGACAGACAGUUCACUCUUUGCAAUAUCUGUUAGGUUGCAAAUAGGAUAGGAAACAGCUUGGAUAAUGCACACAAUGGCUCAAUUCACCUCUCAGACUUCAACAACUAACUGCAUGAAGGACGUCUUCAGUACUGCAAGGAGCAUCUGCGGUUCUGUAACAAUGUUCAUAUUUAUCUUUCAGGAGACCUGAAUUCUGAUGCAAGUCUGCAUUCUGGCUGGCUAUAGGAACUUAAUGCCUGUACUUGGGUCAAAUAUAUAAACUGGAAUGUGCAGAUGCCUAAUUUACAAGUCACGGGAAUUCGUUCAAAAUAGCUUGGGUCUGUCAUUUGACGUGGUCUCGUGGACAUAUUUUGCUCAGUGAGCUACAUGAAAUGUGGACCGGGAAACUGGCGCCUUAAAUUGAUUUCAUAAAAUUCUGGUAUCAUUGGCAA